Messenger RNA from Esox lucius (northern pike), 3685 nucleotides. It is a transcript of the gene orc1, whose product is annotated as origin recognition complex, subunit 1. Gene Ontology annotation, biological process: DNA replication initiation; mitotic DNA replication checkpoint signaling. The coding region runs from base 266 to 3088 and encodes 940 amino acids. Gene Ontology annotation, molecular function: chromatin binding; ATP binding; ATP hydrolysis activity. The transcript has 19 exons. NCBI's taxonomy places the organism in Eukaryota, Metazoa, Chordata, Actinopteri, Esociformes, Esocidae. The record is from RefSeq and is a predicted model, not a curated record. Gene Ontology annotation, cellular component: nuclear origin of replication recognition complex.
UGAGUCACGUGGAAAGCACGCAAUUUUCGCGCGAAGGUUAGGAAGCUAGGAGGUGCAACAAUACUUUGGCAAUGUCUUACGUUUUCUAGUUACGCAUAACCCAUAUUUAUCUUAUAUUUAUUUUAAACCGCUUCGAUUAUUAUCAGACGAGUUGUCUACACAAGUUGUACUGGGUUUCCUGUCUCUUUUUCAGUGUAAGUUGGGGGCUAGUUAACUUGCUAGGUAACUAGCUACCCCACACUCCGUUCAAUCAAGGUGUAAAAUAAUGGUUCGCUACUUCACAAGAUUGAGAGUGAGACGUGUCUACAAAUGGGAUGGGACACCGUCAAGUUUCGACAGAAAGUUGAAGACCUAUUUCUUUGACUCUUUGAAUAUCAGUGUAGAAGGUCAGCCUGGAAUGACCACUGUGACCCCUGGCCAGUAUGUCCUCAUUGAAGGAGAUAAUGAAGACAACCCCUUUGUUGCCAAGCUUCUCAAGUUCUUUGGCGACGAGUCGAAUCAACAGAAGAAAGCUCUGGUCCAGUGGUUUGUACGUGUGUGUGAGGUUCCCCACAACAAGAAGAAGCUGCUGGGUAGGAGCCCCCACCCCCAGGAGGUCUUCUACUACCUGGGACACACGUGUGACAAUGAGAUCGACGCAGAGUCCAUCCUGAACACUGUACAGGUCCAGUACGUCCCUGUGGAUGCUCCUUUCCCAGAGCCAGGAAUCAAGGACACCCUGUAUGUUAAGCUGUCCUGGGACACCAAGACCUUCAAAGACCUGGACCCUGCCCUGAUGCAGGAUACCCCUGUCCCGGCCUCCACCCCUCCCCGCCUCAAACCCGCUUCCCCGUGCUCCCCCCCUGCUGCCGCUCUUGUGUCUCUGGGCUCCGUGGGUCGCAAAAUGCCAACACCGGACCCCAUGGUGAUGAGGAGAGCAGGCUCUGUGUCUCGCACCAGAGGCCCUGUGAGCGCCAGCAAGGCUGGCAACAACGAGGCCGAGUCCGUCCACUCCGCUGCCAAGCUCUCGGCCUCCAAAACCCUGAGCACCAAGAGGAGGGGCAGCUCUGGGGUCACUCCGGGCGUGCGGAAGAAACUGCAGCUCAGUAUCGGUGAUAGUCCAGAGAAAAUAAUGUCCAGAAAGGAUGGUCUCUGUGAGCUCUUGGAUGAAGAGGUGGACUCAGAGAAGGCCCUGGUCACCAAACUGAACUCCUCUCCACGCUCCCUCCAUCAUGGCUACAGUCUGUCCCCCGUGAGGAGCGACCACAGGCCCCCUAACAGCCUCGGGGGGUACCCCCUGAAGCCCACAUCCAUCAUGCUGGACAGGCUGUCUCCUACGGCCCUGGGAGAACAGGACUUCUCCAGGGAUAUGUUGCUGGGUAUGGCUCCUCUGAUCCUGGAGGAUGAGGUAUUUGAGGCAGGGUUACCUACUGGCACUGCGAAAACCCCCAAGAAGAGACAGGCCACCCCCCGGAGGAAGUAUUUUCAUGAGAAAGCUACCACCCCCUCCAGGAGGAAAGACUCAGCCAUGACUGCGAGAGAACCUUCUCUGGGGGUGCUGGCGGAGGAAGAUUCUGAAAGCUCGCCCAUGCAGCUGGUUGUCACAUCUUCACGCUCGAAAAGGAAGUCAGCCCAGCUUGUGGCGUCACGGAUCAGGAAGCAGUUGAAUUUGAUGGGAGACGCCCAGGAGCUGCACUCGGAUGAUGGUGAUGAUGACUGUUUCACCCCCUCCAAGAAGGACCUCCACCACAGCAGUGAGGAAGACCUGGAGGAUGAGGAGGUGUCCAAGAGCGAAGAGACCGCGGGGAAGACAACACGGGGAAGGCUUCGCAGAGCCUCCACCACCCCUGCCAGGACUCCACGCAAACCCCCCAGCAAGAAGGCCACCCCCAGUACUCCCCGGACCCCGCGGACCCCCCGUCAUGCCACUCCCAGCAUUCCUAGUCGCACUCUCCCAGCCAGGAAGCCUGGGAACGUCCUGGAGGAGGCCCGUGCCAGGCUACAUGUCUCAUCAGUACCAGAGUCUCUCCCAUGUAGGGAGCAGGAGUUCCAGGACAUCUAUAACUUUGUGGAGAGCAAGGUUAUGGACGGGACUGGAGGGUGUAUGUACAUCUCCGGUGUUCCGGGAACUGGGAAAACGGCCACGGUCCACGAGGUGAUCCGCUGUCUUCAGCAUGCCUCUGACAUGGAUGAAAUCCCCACGUUCCGAUUCGUGGAGAUCAAUGGCAUGAAAAUGACCGACCCUCACCAAGCCUAUGUUCAGAUCCUACAGAAACUAACAGACCAAAAGGCAACGGCCGACCACGCUGCAGCCCUGUUGGAGAAGAUGUUCAGUAACCCCGCCCCCAAAAAGGAGACCACUGUGCUGUUGGUGGAUGAGCUGGACCUGCUGUGGACCAGGAAGCAGAACGUCAUGUACAACCUGUUUGAUUGGCCGACGAGGCGCCAUGCGCGCCUGGUGGUGCUGACCAUCGCCAACACCAUGGACCUCCCAGAGAGGAUCAUGAUCAACCGAGUGGCCAGCAGACUGGGUCUCACCAGGAUGUCCUUCCAGCCAUACAGCUUCAAGCAGCUCCAGCAGAUUAUUACGUCCCGACUGAACAAGGUCAAGGCUUUCGAGGAGGACGCUCUGCAGCUUGUCUCCAGAAAGGUGGCAGCGUUGUCGGGAGACGCCCGGCGCUGUCUGGACAUCUGCCGGCGCGCCACCGAAAUCUGCGAGCACUCUGCCCCGCAACCGUCCUCCACGGGAUUGGUGGGAAUGAGUCAUGUGAUGGAAGCGCUGGAUGAGAUGUUCUCUUCCUCCUACAUCACAGCCAUCAGGUGUGCAUCGGUGCAGGAGCAGCUCUUCUUGAGGGCGGUCCUUGCAGAGUUCAGGCGGCUGGGAUUGGAGGAGGCGACCUUCCAACAGGUGUUUGUGCAGCAUCGGGCGCUGUGCCGCGUUGAAGGUCUGCAGCCCCUCAGCGUGUCCGAGGGACUGGCCGUGUGUCAGCGCCUGGGGGCGUGCCGUCUCCUGCUGCUGGAGGCCAGCCGGCUGGACGUACUGCAACGGGUCCGGCUCAACGUCAGCCAGGACGACGUGCUCUACGCGCUCAAGGCAGACCGGGCGUGAGCCCUGCCGGGGCUCCUGAACAGGGCGUGGUCCGGGGUCUCAUCUGUUAGGAUUUCUUUCCUCUGUUUGGGAUGGCUGCAAGUAUCAACAUGCGGAUCAUUAAGUUGCGGUUCCUCGCCCAGUUGUGAGAACCACAAUAAAACUUGUCUGGACCACAUAGACCUAUGCCUGCUCUUAAGGACUGGGAACAUGGAUGCCACAAACACCUCUGAUUGGUUCAAUGGGACGAUCUCCAUUCUCGUGACCCCUCUCCUCAAAACCCAUUGGAUGAUCAAGACUGAGGUCCCAUUGAUCUCAUUGUCAGGAUUCCUUUUUGUAAGCAUUGACAGGGAAACUGCGUGUACUUGAAAGUUGUUAUAGAAUGCUGUCUUAAUUCAACCACAAGAAAUCAUGUCUUCCAUUUCAUUGCUUUAGUUAAAACAUUUAGAAAGGAUAUUUAGAUAGAUCUGCUUUUAACUCAGUUGCUGGGAGAGCUACACUUCCCCAUCAGUUAGAAAUGUGUAAAUUCAAACAUUUAAAUGCUUUUUUGUGUUGUUUUUAUAGGAUUUUAUGUUUCAAUAUUGAAUCUUCAAAUGUAAUAAAGAUAUUUAAGAAUUA